AGAGAGAGUGUUGAGUUAUGGCAAAGAGGUAUCUGUUCCUCGUUCUUGCAUUAGUUGUGGUUCACGCUGGUGCAAGAAAUGUGCCCACAACCACUACAGUGACCGUGCCCAGCAGCGUGCCUAGCGGUGCGUCCGUUGAAGACCAGAAGAAUUUCCUCACUUACGGUGGCGUUGGGGGCUUCUCGGGUAUCGGCUCCAAUGGCUUGCCAUUUGCUGGUGCUGGGGGUGUCGCUGGGUUUACACCCCUUGGUGGUUUAGGUGGUGGUGGUGGUGGUGGUCUAGGUGGACUUGGUGGCAUCGGAGGCGGUGAUGGAGGUCUGGGUGGACUUGGUGGUGGAGCAGGAGGAGCUGUUGGCGGUGGAGUUGGAGGCGGAGCAGGAGCAGGAGCUGGAGCUGGCGGUGGGAGUGGUGCACUUCCUUUACCUUGAAAGUUGAAAUAGUUAUGGUCCAGGCCUUACCAUAAAUAGUUUAUUCCGUGUUGGUCAGAUCGUCUUUCCUUUUUGGUUAUGUCUUGUUUAGUCGAUGUGUGUGCGUUUUACUGUUUUUUAACCAUUUGAAUCUAAUGAUUGUUAUGUUCUCU
Molecule: messenger RNA, 580 nt
Organism: Hibiscus syriacus
Lineage: Eukaryota; Viridiplantae; Streptophyta; Magnoliopsida; Malvales; Malvaceae
Product: glycine-rich protein 5-like
Exons: 1
Coding region: 18-428 (136 amino acids)
Source: RefSeq, a predicted model, not a curated record